Molecule: messenger RNA, 1722 nt
Organism: Agelaius phoeniceus (red-winged blackbird)
Lineage: Eukaryota; Metazoa; Chordata; Aves; Passeriformes; Icteridae
Source: RefSeq, a predicted model, not a curated record
AUGGAGCCGGGGCUGGAGCGCUGGGCGCACGGCGCGCUGUGGGCGGCUCUGGCCGGCAGCCUGGCGCUGCGGGCGGCGCGGCGGGCGCCGGGGCCGGGCCGGGGGCUGGGGCCGCCGCUGGGCCGGGGGCUGGUGCUGCCGCUGGCGCUGCUGGCCGCGCUGCAGAGCCUGUGCCGCGCCUGGCUGCCGCUGCCCCUGGGGGAGUGUUUUCUUCCUCCUGCAAGGGAGAGAAACAACAGCUCCAUGACCUGCAAAUGCCCCAGGGCAAGGUCACAUCCUGGUGGUGCUCAGGCAAGGGAAACUGUGGCCACUGCAAGGCUCUUCCCAUCUCUUUCAGGAUGUGACUCGGGCUUUGGGCAGGCAACAGCCAGGCACUUGGACAUCAUGGGCUUUCGGGUGUUUGCCAGUGUGCUGGACCUGCAGAGUCCUGGUGCCCAGGAGCUGCGCCAGAGCUGCUCAUCGAGGCUGACGCUGCUGCAGAUGGACCUGACCAAGACAGAGGACAUCCAGCGUGUCCUGCAGCAUAUCCAGGCCCACACCAACAGCACAGGACUCUGGGGCCUGGUGAACAACGCUGGGUUCAAUGACACCAUUGCCGACGCUGAGCUCUCGCCGCUGGGCAAGUUCCGCACCUGCAUGGAGGUGAACUUCUUUGGCUCCCUGGAGCUCACCAAGGGGCUGCUGCCCCUGCUCCGCUCUGCUGGUGGCCGCAUUGUCACCGUGAGCAGCCCUGCAGGUGACAUGCCCUUCCCCUGCCUGGCAGCCUACGGGGCCUCGAAGGCAGCCCUCAGCCUGGUCAUGGACACCUUCCGCAGUGAGCUCCAGCCCUGGGGCAUCAAAGUCAGCCUCAUCCUGCCUGGAUACUACAAAACAGGGACGACAUGUGACCCUGCCUUCUGGAACCUGCAUAAGCAGCAGCUGUUGGCCAGCCUGCCCCAGGAGCUGCUGCAGGCCUAUGGCGAGGACUAUGUGGAGGAGAUCAACCAGCAGUUCAUCCAGUUCAUGAAGGUGGCAGUGGAGGACCUCAGCGCAGUGGUGAACAGCAUCACAGAGGGGCUUCUGGCUGCCAACCCAGCCGUGCGCUACUACCCAGGGCAGGGCCUUGGGAUCAUGUAUUUCAUACACCGCUACCUGCCCUACUUUGUCCGAGACUUGUUCUUGAAAGGAUUCUUCAUCAACCCCAAGCUGCCCCGAGCCCUGCGGCGAGAGCACCACAAGGAUGUGAAGAAGGCCUGACCUGGGCCUGCCCAGGGCCUUCUCCCGGGCUCUCCAGGCACACCGGCCCCUGAGCGCGUGCAGAGCCAAAGGCACUGCCCUCCUGCACCGUGGGGGAACAAUCAGCAUUAGACGUUAAAAACCAAAUUUCUUUCCAAAAAUCAGGUAGAUCUAUUUUCUAUUGUGCAAGAAUCAACGUUUUCUAGAGACCUUGGUUUUGUAUUUUUUCUAACCAUGUACCGUCCAAGAGGCCCAUCCCUGCCUGACUCAGCAGCUCUGCACCACAGGCUGGGAUGUACCUCCUCAGCUGCCCACCACCUUCCUUACUGCUCUCAGAGCUGUUUGUCUCCAUCCCCUCUUGGCUGGGUCAGGGCUGGGACCCUGUGGCCGCUGCCUCCCUGCCACUCAUUACACACUCCACACGCUCCUGAUCAGUGCAGGGGCCAAGACCAGGCUGCCAGUGCUGCAGAGCUCUUCAUGAGAUGAACUAUGUGAUUGUCACUUUUU